AUGGCCCAGAGCGAGCUCCCCCCCUUCGCCCAGGCGACUGCCGGCGCGCUGGGCUCCAUUGCCAGCAACACGCUCGUCUACCCGCUCGACCUCCUCUCGACCAGGCGCCAGACGCAGUCCCGAGCACGCGAGGGCAAGAGCCUCAAAUUUUCCGUCCUCGCCUCACUCCGGGAAAUCGUCGACAAGAACGGCAUCGCAGGCCUCUACCAGGGACUCGGGUCGGACACCCUCUCGAGCACGCUGUCCAACUUCCUCUUCUUCUACUUCCGCUCCUUCCUCAUCGAGCGGCUCAAGUCGCACAAGUCGGCGCGGAUGCCACGCGCUGCGGGCAAGGGCAAGGGCAAGGCGCCCUCGAUUGUCAUCACCGCCGCCGAGGACCUGGCGGUAGGAGCCAUGGCGGGCAUCGCAUCGCGCUUCUUUACCACGCCGCUCUCCAACGUCACCGUCCGCAAGCAGACGGCGGCCACGCCCUCCAAAAAGCAGGCCGAGGCCGAUGCCGAAAAGAAGAAGCAGCGGCAGCAGCAGCAGCCGGGCAGCGACAGCGAGUCGGACGACGAGUCGAGCUACGGCGACGAGACGACCAUUGUCGACACGCUGCGCCAGAUUGUGGCCGAAAAGGGCUUCCUAGGCCUGUGGUCGGGCUUUGAGACGGCGGCGCUGCUGAGCAUCUCUCCGGCGCUCACCUUCUACAGCACCAACGCCUUUUCCAGCCUGCUGAUCCCAAAGGCGCGGCGGGCCAAGCCGACGUCGGUCGAGGUGUUUGUCACGUCGGCGCUGGGAAACAGCGUGGCGACCAUGAUCGUCUUUCCGCUGAUCCUGUGCAAGACGCGGCUGCAGUGGAGGAGCCCGACGGGCCGGCGGAUGUACACGAGCCUGAUUGACGUGGUGCGCAAGACGUUCAAGCGCGGCGGGCUCAAGGCGUUCUACUCGGGUCUCGACACGCAGCUGCUCAAGGGGCUCGUCAGCCACGGCACGACAAUGACGGUCAAGCAGCGGAUCGAGACGCUCUUUGUGCUUGCCUUUCUCGCGCUUCGCCGGCGCUCGUCGGCCGUCGCUGGUGCUUCGGCGGCAUGA
This is a messenger RNA of Pseudozyma flocculosa PF-1, 1074 nucleotides long. RefSeq lists its product as uncharacterized. The coding region runs from base 1 to 1074 and encodes 357 amino acids. The transcript has 4 exons. The record is from RefSeq and is a predicted model, not a curated record. NCBI's taxonomy places the organism in Eukaryota, Fungi, Basidiomycota, Ustilaginomycetes, Ustilaginales, Ustilaginaceae.